AUGCCUCAGCAUACCAUCGUGUUCACCGGGCCGGCGGAUCUGCGAGGAUUGGCGGGUCAGAACCUCGAGGGAUGUCACUUGCAUUUCAAUGGCCCUUUCCGAUUCAGCGACUUGGCAGAUCUGGAUCUCAAAGACGCCAUCUUGAUCAUCAACCCACAGGGCUCUGGUCAAGGCUUCGCACCAGGCUAUCUCAUGCAGCUUAACGAGCAGCCAACCGCUACCGACGUCGAUGGCGGUAACCUCGUGAUCCAAAUCUCCAAGAACAACAGCAAGAGAAAGCGCUCCGGAUCAGACGAUGGACUGCCAGAUCCUGCAAGGUUCCGGCGUGCAACAUCCCGAGCUUCAGCCAGUCUUACCUCACAGGUCGACAUUACAGAAGAUAGACUUCGUCACGAUGAUCUCGAGGACAGUGAGAUGGAAACAUCGCCACCAGCCAAAAGAAAUGCGACUCAGAAGAUUGACGAGAUCCAUCCUGCCCGAGCUCGCAUGAUUUCGGACAUGGCUAAAUACACCCAGGCGAAUAUGACCGACAUGCCUUUCAACCGUCUCGAUCAGUCUGUCACAAGUACCGACUGGCAGACAUCAGUCCCUCUUGAGGUGCAAUACGGGUCAACGACUUCAAUCACCGAGCCGCGGGGAGCAAGCGAGCCGGGUGUACCGGGUGGACACAUUGAUGGUAUGGCCGGAUUGAAGCGAGCUGCAAUCCCCGCCACACGCAGCACAUCUUUGCAGGAAGGAGACCUCACCCAGACGGAAGGCACACAUGCUGCUGACGUCAGUCUGAGGGUUGAGCAUUCAAGCACACCAUCCGAUGGCACCGAGUCCAGCUACCCGGGUUACCGUUGUCUCUGGAUCGAAGAGGUCGUCGCAGCUGCUACCGAGCAGGACAUCAGGGCACUCUUCCCAGAGUACUCCGUAGACCGGGUUGUGAUGCUCAACAACGAGGCUCUUGGUGGUUCGACAGGAUUUGUGAUGGUCACUAUGGCAUCCGUAGAGGAUGCUAGAUCGGCUUGUCUUGCACUUGCUAAUGCCAAGCUGCAUGGCAGAAACUUGUUCAUCGAGCAGAUUCCCCACUCACCGAUCGCCAGCGAUCGCAUUGCUUUGUAG
Messenger RNA from Cyphellophora europaea CBS 101466, 1107 nucleotides. RefSeq lists its product as uncharacterized. The transcript is spliced from 3 exons. The coding region runs from base 1 to 1107 and encodes 368 amino acids. Gene Ontology annotation, molecular function: RNA binding. The record is from RefSeq and is a predicted model, not a curated record. NCBI's taxonomy places the organism in Eukaryota, Fungi, Ascomycota, Eurotiomycetes, Chaetothyriales, Cyphellophoraceae.